AUGACGUAUCGACGUAGUCAAGAUUUUUCUAUUAGUUCAAUGAUUCAAUUUAAUUGUGAUGGUUCACUUUCAACAACUACAAAAUGGACAAUAAAGAAUUGUACUUCAACUAGUUGUUCAUUUGACAUUCUAUUAAAUGAAAAAGUUAUGACAGCAUAUACUGAACUUUAUAUUCCAUCAAGAACUCUUGCUUAUGGUGUUUAUCAAUUAACACUAACUGUAAUAAUGAUUGAUUCACCAAAUUUAAAAUCUUCAUCUUCAGUUUAUGUGAGAAUAACUGCAACAGGUAUAACAGCAAAUCUUGUUCAAUUAGGAACAUCUAUGGUAACACGAGGUGAUCAACAGGAUCUUUUACUUGAUCCUGGAACAUUUUCAGUUGAUCCUGACGAAGAUACAUUUGAUGCAACUAAAUGGAAAUAUACAUAUUAUUGUCGAAUUUAUGGUUUAUAUAAUUUUCCAAAUAUACAAGGCAUAUUAUUAUCAAUUGAUGAUUCAAGAAUUGAUCCUUAUAAUCCAUCAUGUUUGUCAACUCGAUCAGGAAAUGGAACAGGAUUGAUACUCGGAAAUUUAACUUUAUCACCUAAUUCAUCUCUAAAAGUCCUCGGUGGUUCUCUUCAAUCUAAUCGAAUGUAUCAAUUUAUGGUUUAUAUGGAAAAUCGUAAGAAUUCUUCUAUUCAAGCAACAGGUUAUGUACUGGUUACAAUUGAAGUUACUCAUCCACAACUGAUUGCUGUUGGUUGUGUAAUAUCAUCAAUGUGUGUUCCAAAUCUUGAAUUUCAACUUCUUAAUCCAACAACACAAGUUGCUUUAUUUACUGUUUGUAUUGGAACUUGUACAAAUCUUCAAAGUAUUAAAUGGAAUAUUUAUCAAGGAUCAGACAAUUCAACAUCUUCAAAUUCUACCCAAUGGACUUUAUUUAAUAAUACGAUUCUAUAUGAAAAUAUUUGGUUUUUUGGUACAAAUACAAGUAAUUUCACAGCAACAGAUCUAUUAUUUCUUAAUAAUCUUCAAAUAAGUCUUUGGCGUUUUGAAGUUGUUUAUACAUUUCUAUCCGCAAUAAGUACAAGUGCAUUAAAUUUUAUUAUUAAUCAACCACCUGCAAAUGGUUCAUGUUCAAUCAAUCCUCUUAGUGGUACUAUAACUACUUUAUUUACUAUUGAGUGUCCAAAUUGGUAUGAUGUAGAUGGAAUACAAGAUUAUUCAUUAUAUGCAUGGACAACAGACAUAUCACAACGAACAAUAAUUGCAUUUUCACCGGAGUAUAAUUUUCAAGUUCGAUUACCAGCUGGUGAUAAUGAAACUUCAUUACUUAAUCUUGUUGUUUAUGUUCGAGAUCUUGCUGGUUCUGUUACACAAGUGAAUAUAUCUUCUGUUAAUAUUAUUAGAGAUUUAGCAACAAUCAAUGAUUUAAUUGAUAAAAUAACAAAUUCAUCGAGUACGAUAACAAAUAAUCCAGUUGUUCGAUUACUUUCAAGUGGAAAUCAAAAUGUUGUUGGACAAAUAAUGACUGCAUUAUCACAAGAAUUCAAUCAAAUGAAUAGUGAAAAUUUAGAUCAAGCUAUUUCAAGUGGAAUACCAGCUGCAACUAUUUCAGUAUCAUCAUUAGGAAGUCAAACUUUACAACAAAUUUCAAUACCAUUAAAUGAAUCAGCUUUGAUUAAUUAUAGUAUACAAUUAAAUUCUCUAGCAAAUGUUCGAGAUUAUCUAGUAACAUUUAUAACUAAUCUUCUUAUAACAACAUCAAAUAGUAUUAUAUUACAAUCAUCAUCAUUAGUUCAGUUAACUCAAUCAACAAAUCAAUUAACACGAAAUACUUUAUUGCUUGUAUCAAAUCGAUGUUACGAAUUAUCUGCUGCUCUAUAUGCAAUAUUUGAAAAAAUCUCAUAUGAAGAUGCUCAAUCAGCAUCAAAUCAACUUUUUCAAUGUGCUUCAAAUAUUUUAAAUGCCGUGAAUGGACCAUUACAAGGACGAACAGAGGUACUUGAUUUAGAUAAUUCUCGUGCAAAUGUCAUAUCUACUGAUUAUGAUACUGAUCUUGAAUCUGCGUGGUCAAAUUUAAAUUUAUUUUCUGACGGAAAUGAUUUUUCUACUGAAACAAUUGAAAAAAAUCGAAAUAUUUAUUAUCAAAAACAAUUAGCAAAUCAAAUCAAUAGUCAAGUAACACAAAUCAUAUCAUUACUAACUUCUUCAUUAAAUAUUCACUUAAAUAUUGGUCAAAGUUCACUAAUGAAUACAUCUCAAUCAUUUGUAUCAUUAGAAACUAUAUCAAUUGCAUCACUUAAAGAUAGACUAGUGAAACAAGUUGAAAAUGCUCAAUUUAGUAUCCCAUCAGAUUUUAUUUUGAACACAACGUCUAAUUCUUCAAUUUCACUUCGAUCCAAAAUAGAUCCACUUGCUUCCUUUGGAAAUUUUCAAAAUACAAAUCUUUCAAGAUCAGUUUCACUUUCGAUUAUUGAUCAAAAUGGAAAUGAAGUUUCUUUUGAAGCCCACCAAGAUAAUCCAAUACAAUUGAUUAUUCCUCGUGAUCCAAAUAUAUUAAUUCCAUCAAUGUAUUUACAAAAUGUUACAUCAAUUACUUCAACUAUUAAUAAUUUAUUAUUUAAUUAUCAUUAUAUUAAUAUAACAAGUUCACUUCCAAUUUCAGUUCAUUUUGAAAUUCAUUCUUUAAAUACAAAUUUAGCUUAUUUAUUUAUUUAUAAAUUUGAUCAAACACCACAAUUAAAUAGUUCAAUAAAUAUUAUUGAUGGAUGGACAAUUUCUUGUCCUUUCAAUUUAACCAAUGAUGAUAUAUAUCGAUAUUUUAUUAAUAAUCAACAAACACCUGGUCAUCAAUCAUUAAUAUUUGGAAUAAGAGAAUUAAAUUCAACUGAAAUUACUAAGUAUUGUUUAAAUAGUUCUUCAAUAAAUACGUCUUUACCAAUUACCGAUGAAUCAUUUAAUUUUACAUCAAAUUAUGAACUUCGUAUAUAUACAUCAGGCUGUUAUUAUCUUGAUGAUAAUAAUAAUUGGAAAUCAGAUGGAUUAAUUGUUGGAUCAUUGACAAAUCUGUAUGAAACCGAAUGUCUUUCAACUCAUUUAACAACAUUUGCUGGUGGUUUUAUUGUUUUACCUGCACCAAUUAAUUGGAGUUAUGUUUUUGCCAAUGCUGAUUUUAUGAAAAAUAAAACGGUUUAUUUAACAAUGAUAUUUACUUCAAUAGUUUAUAUUAUUUUAAUGAUUUAUGCACGUUUUAAAGAUAAGAAAGAUUUUGAAAAACUGGGAGUAACACCAUUAGCUGAUAAUAAUAAAUCUGAUCAUUAUUAUUAUCAAAUUCUUGUUUUUACUGGUCAAAGAACAAAUGCAGGAACAGAAUCAAAAGUUUAUUUUGUUUUAUCGGGUGAAAAUGAUCAAACACAAAUUCGAUUAUUUUCUGAUCCUCAUCGAAAGAUUUUUCAACGUGGUGGAAUUAAUUCUUUUAUUAUUGCUGUUCCAAAAUCAUUGGGCUUAUUAAAUUAUAUUCGUAUUUGGCAUGACAAUACAGGUGAAGGUUCUUCAGCAUCAUGGUUUUUAAAAUAUAUUAUUGUUCGAGAUUUACAAACUUUGGAUAAGUUUUAUUUUAUUUGUCAACAAUGGUUUGCAGUUGAAAAAGAUGAUGGACGAAUUGAACGAAUUUUACCAAUUGCUAGUGACGCAGAAAAGCAAGAAUUUUCAUAUGUAUUAUCAAAAAAAGCUUAUCAUAGUGUAUCCGAUGGUCAUUUAUGGUUUUCAAUAUUUUCUCGUCCACCAUCAAGUAAAUUUACACGUGUUCAACGAUGUACUUGUUGUUUUGUUUUAUUCUUUACUUCGAUGUUACUUAAUAUAAUGUAUUAUGAUUUAUCAAAUGAAGCGAACGCAUCAAGUGAAACGCAUAGUGGCGCUUUAUCGAUUGGUCCUUUUUAUAUAGCACCACAACAGAUUGGAAUUGGUAUAAUGGUCGAAUUAUUUACAUUGAUUCCAAGUCUCUUAAUUGUUCAAUUCUUUCGACGUAUUCAACCUCGUCAACAAGUCUCACGAUUACGUGAAGCAUUAUAUAAGAUGAAACCAUCUCGAAAAACUUCGAAAAAUAUUCCUGCAAUUAAGAAAAAGAAAUCUUCAGUAACAUUUCCUUGGUGGUGUUUAUUUAUUGCUUAUGGUCUUUCAAUGAUAAUUAUUGCUGUCUCAAUAUUUUUUCUCAUUGUUCGAGGAAUUGAAUUUGGUGAUGUCAAAACUCAACAAUGGUUAACAUCUGUUCUUACUGGUUUUUUCUCAUCGGUUAUUUUCACUCAACCUAUUAAAAUUAUAUGUUUGGCUAUAUUCUUCAUAUGUUUUUGUCGAAAUUCAAAAGAUGAUAAAGAAACAAGUGAAUAUAUAAAUGAAGAUGAUGAAUUUAAUUUAUCCAAUGAUGAGGAAUAUCUUCAUUCACUUGAGUAUCGUUCAAUAUUUUCUUCUCAAUCUCGAAAAAGUAUUAAUCGUCUUAAUGAAAAUGAAAUUAUUUAUGCUCGUGAUCAACGUUUAAAAGAAAUUCAAAUGUGGGGAAUUAUUCGCGGAUUCCUUAUUUGUUUGAUAUUUGCCAUAUUAGUGUUUGUAAUAACUUAUUCAAGUCGUGAACAACAUAGUUUUUCUCAAGUCAAUCAUUUACGAGCUUAUUUUCUCAAUCAAAGACAAACGACUGCUGGCUAUACUCAAAUCAAUACAAUCGAUGAAUAUUGGUAUUGGUUAGAAAAUAGUUUUGUAUCAAAUAUUCGUGCACAACAAUGGUAUAAUGGAGAUACUCCACAAUAUCUAAAUGGAUUCUUAAAUGAUAAAUUCAGUCGAUUAAUUGGUUGGGCAACAAUGAGACAAUUACGUGUCAAAUCAGAAUUAUGUCCCGAUCAACGUGUCAUUUCAAUAUGCGAAGAUAGUUAUAAUUUUUUUAACGAAGAAACACAAUUAUUUCAACCAGGAUGGACAACAAAUACAACGACUGAAGAAUUCAGUUCAUCAGUGUUAAAAGCAUUUAACUAUUCUACGAGUGAUGAAUUAGAUACAUGUACAUAUGUAGGGGAAUUUGAAACAUAUAGAGGAGGUGGUUAUGUAUAUGAAUUUCGUGGUCCUUUAUCCGAUAUGAAAACAAAUUUAUCUAGACUUCAUCAAUUAGAUUGGAUUGAUGAGAAAACAAGAGCUGUUUUUAUUCAACUAACAUUAUAUAAUCCAAGUGUUCAAUUAUUAACUGCAGUUACUUUACUUGCUGAAUUUUUACCAACAAGUGGCGUUUAUACAACAGCUCGUUUCGAACCAAUUAAUUUCUACACAUUUACAUCAAUAUUACAAUUAAUUUGUACAAUUUUCUAUAUAUUUUUUAUAAUAUAUUUUAUAAUCAUUGAAAUUCGAUUAUUAUUUGAAUUAAGAUUAAAAUAUUUUCGUCAAUUUUGGUCGCUAAUUCAAUUAGGUAUAAUUGGUUGUUCAUUGGGAAGUAUUGGAGUUUAUUUUUGGCGUUUUCAAGAAACUAAUCGUAUCAGUCAAUUAUUUGAACAAACAAAUGGUUAUAUUUAUAUCAAUUUACAACUUGCAGUUUAUGUUAAUGAUAUUUUAACAUUUCUUCUUGGUUAUUGUUGUUUUUUUAGUACCAUUAAAUGUCUUCAAUUACUUCGUUUUAAUCAACAAAUAUCUUUAUUUGCUGAAAUAUUAAAAUAUUGUGCAAAGGCAUUGAUUUCAUUUUCGAUAAUGUUUGCAAUUGUAUUUAUGGCAUUUCUUAGUUUAUUUUAUUUAUUAUUUGUAUCAAAACUUUCGUCCUGUUCAAGUUUAUUAAACACUACUCAAAUGCUUUUUGAAAUGACAUUAAUGAAAUUUGAUGCAUCACAAAUAAUGGGAGCUGAUGCUUUUCUUGGUCCAUUCUGUUUUGCUUUAUUUAUUUUUCUAGUUGUUUUUGUUUGUUUAAGUAUGUUUGUUUCAAUAAUUAGUGACAGUUUUCGUCAUGCGAAAGACAAUCAAAAAGAAGAUCAAAUUAUGCUAUCAUUUAUGCUUAAGAAAUUUUUACGAUGGUCAGGUUUGAAAAGAUUAAAUCAAUCAGAAAUUCAAGAAGAACGAGAUUGUCGAAUGCGUUUACAAUAUUUUGAUCCAGUUGAAAAUUUUCCUGAUAAAAUUGAUCAAUUACUAGAGGCAUUCAAUAAAUCAAUGAGCAAACAAAUGAAACCUGUGCAAGAUAAUAAAUUUGGAAACACCGAAGAUAUAUGGAAGGGAACUAUGAGAAAUUCAAAUACCAAAAAAAGAUUCCAGAUGAAAUGUUCUUACAGUCAACUUGCGUGUUGCUUUUGCUUGGCCAUCACUCUUGCUCUUUUAGUGAGCGCAGUCAUUGGUACUGUACUUGCUAUUGUCUUACCACAUACAACCACCCGAUCAACAUCAACCACGACUUCAACAAAAGUCGGACGUUUAAUCCUUGUUUUUCCCGGUUUAUUUAUUUCGAUCCUGUCCGCUUUUUCCUUUUUGGCCGGAGUUCGUCAACAUCGACAACAAGUACUUCAACAACCAGUACGACUUCGUCAACCAGUGCCACAACUAGUACGACAUCGACAACAAGUGUCACAACCAGUACGACAUCGACAACAAGUACCUCAACCACCACUACGACUUCGACAACGAGUACUUCAAGUAUGA
Messenger RNA from Adineta steineri, 6633 nucleotides. The record is from the annotation of a GenBank genome assembly. NCBI's taxonomy places the organism in Eukaryota, Metazoa, Rotifera, Eurotatoria, Adinetida, Adinetidae.